Drosophila suzukii is the source of this 1391-nucleotide messenger RNA. RefSeq names its product probable E3 ubiquitin-protein ligase makorin-1. Gene Ontology annotation, biological process: protein polyubiquitination. The record is from RefSeq and is a predicted model, not a curated record. Gene Ontology annotation, molecular function: metal ion binding; ubiquitin protein ligase activity. Lineage: Eukaryota; Metazoa; Arthropoda; Insecta; Diptera; Drosophilidae.
CUCAGUAACCAUAGCCGUCAGUGAGUCUAUAAUCUAUAAUUUUCAAACGAUAUUAUUGCGGAGAAAUUGUUCAAAGAUUUUACACAAAAAUUAUUUUUUUUUCAAUUUUGCAACGCUUUUCUUUGAAACCAAUCGAUAAUCAGGAGAUCAGCAUGUCGCUAAACCGCAGUCGAACCCUCUGCCGCUACUAUAUGCAGGGGAUCUGUCGGUUCGGGGAGUACUGUCGAUUCUCCCACGAUGUGGAUGCCAGGCCAUCGGAGGAGGAGAAGGAGGAUGAGCAGGUGGCCACCACCAGUGGCUACAGUCGGCAGCGGAUGUGGGCCAAUGCACCGGUCUUUGUGCCCAGUGCCAGGAAACUGAAUCCUGCCGAGGCUGAGUCCCCCAAAGAGUUCUGUCCGCGUGGGGGACGAUGUGUCCUGGGCAAUAAGUGCCCCCAUCGCAUCCAUCUGGAGCUGUGCGAGAUGUGUCAGCUGUAUUGCCUGCAUCCGGAUGAUCUGGAGCAGCGAAGGGAGCACAAUCGCGAGUGCCUGGAACAGCACGAACAGGACAUGGAGCUAUCCUUUGCCAUAGCUCGUUCCAAGGACAAGAUGUGCGGCAUCUGUUUUGACACGGUGGUGGAGAAGGAGGGCCGCAAGGAGCGGCGCUUUGGCAUCCUGUCCAAGUGCAAUCACACCUUCUGUCUGGACUGCAUCCGCCGGUGGCGUCAGGACAAGCAGUUCGAGAACACGGUGACCCGGGCCUGUCCAGAGUGCCGGGUCGCCUCGGAUUUCGUCUGUCCCAGUGCCUUCUGGGUGGACACCAAGGAGGAGAAGGACAAGCUGCUCAGCGACUAUCGCACUGCUCUGGGCGCCAAGAACUGCAAGUACUUCCGGCUGGGCAGGGGAAGGUGUCCCUUUGGCAACAAGUGCUUCUACAGACACGCCCUGCCCGAUGGCACCGUCAUCGAUGUGGGCCAACCCAGGCGUUACCGAAAACCACACCGUGAUUCUAGACAAGAUCGGGAUCGGAAUCGCGACUGGGAUCGGGAUGAUCUCAUGGACUUUCUCGACUACUAUCCCUGGCGGAUGGAAGAUCAAUUGGACCAGUAUUGGCUCGACCUGUACUCAAGUGAUUUCAACGAUUUUUCCGAUGGCUCAGGGGAGGAUAACUAACUGAAAACAGGCCAUGAUUCCAAUGGAUGGCCGCUGGAAACCAUUAACAGCAUACACAUUUGGACUCAGUGUCCCAGAACAAGCCCCCCAAAACAGACGAACAUGCAUCUUAAACCACAGUCAAAAUUACACUACAAAUUCAGUUAAACAUCAAAUUUUGGUUCACAUCAUUGUCUCACUUAAUGUUACAAAUUGUCCGUACCUGUAUUAAAUUAAAUCACACUUAAAUCAAAACAUAAA